CGGAUGCGGCGUGCGGCGCAAUCGGUGCUCAAACACUUUAAAUCUUGUCUCGCUUUAGUUUUGACAAAAUAAUUCUUCUCGAUUUAGUACCGAGCGGACUAAAGCCUCGACGCAGCCUCGACAUCAUUCGUUGAACCUUUGUGUCCGGAUAAACUCUUAUCGGUGCACGUUGAAGCUUCACAGGCUAGCAUAGUUUAGCUUAGCAUGCUAGGCGCUGACAAAGGGACGCGUUUUGUUAUCGACGCAUCGCUAAGCUAAGAGAGUGUGUGUGUUGUGAUCAUCGUGUGGGAAAUGAGUGCAAAAAGUGUGGCAGAAGAAGACGAGGAGGAACUUUGGGGAACAAAAGAGGAGAACGAGCGACCACGUCAAUGGCUACGAACGGACGCCGUUAUCGAUCAGCCUGCGGUUGCGCCACACGGAGCAGACAUCCGUGAACACUCGUGUCAUCCUGACCAGCAAGAACCAGAGCCCUCCCGCAUAAAAGAGGAAGGGCAGGAGAGUGAAAUCACCACGUUUCCACUGACUUUCAUUAAGAGUGAAGACGAUGACGAAGAAGAAGGUGAUGGAGAUUGUGGGGCAUCACAAUCAGACAGCCUCUUAGCGCCACUGUCAGAUGGUGACGUCAUAGCGUCACGCUCUUCUGACACGAAUGAUGAUGAACACUCGAAAGGAGAGGAAAGCAGUGCACUGUCAACACUGUGUAUAGUAGGGACAGUGCGUUGCUGACCUCGACUCGGGACAUUGUGAGCCGGUGGGGAGAAUACGUCGAAGACCUCCUCAAUUCCACCGACACACCUUCCCAUGAGGGAGCAGAGUCUGGGUUCUCUGAGGUGGGCUCUCCUAUCUCUGGAGUUGACGUCAUCGAGGUGGUUCAAAAGCUCCUCGGUGGCAGGGCCCCGGGGUGGAUGAGAUUCGCCCGGAGUUCCUCAAGGCUCUGGAUGUUGUGGGGCUGUCCUGGUUGACAAGCUUCUGCAACAUUGCAUGGACAUCGGGGACAGUGCCUCUGGAUUGGCAGACUGGGGUGGUGGUCCCCCUUUUUAAGAAGGGGGACCGGAGGGUGCGUUCCAACUGCAGGGGGAUCACACUCCUCACCCUCCCUGGUAAGGUCUAUUCAGGGGUGCUGGAGAGGAGGGUCCGUCUGGAAGUUGAAUCUCAGAUUCAGGAGGAGCAGUGUGGUUUUCAUCCUGGCCGUGGAAGACUGGACCAGCUCUUCACCCUUGGCAGGGUCCUCGAGGGUGCAUGCAGGGAACUCCCCCCAACCAGUCUACAUGUGUUUUGGCGUUAGAGGGAGUCCGGUUUGGUAGCCUCGGUAUUGCAUCUCUGCUUCUUGCAGAUGAUGUGGUUCUGUUGGCUUCAUCAAGCCGUGACGUCCAACUCUCACUGGAGCAGUUCGCAGCCGAGUGUGAAGCGGCUGGGAUGCGAAUCAGCACCUCCAAAUCUGAGACCGUGGUCCUCAGUCGGAAGAGGGUGGCGUUCCCUCUCCGGGUCGGGGAUGAGAUCCUGCCCCAAGUGGAGGAGUUCAAGUAUAUUGGGGUCUUGUUCACAAGUGAGGGAAGAAUGGAACUGGAGAUCGACAGGCGGAUCGGUGCAGCGUCUGCAGUAUCGGUCCGUUGUGAUAAAGAAGGAGCUAAGCCGAAAGGCAAAGCUCUCAAUUUACCGGUCGAUCUACGUUCCUCGCCUCACCUGUGGUCACGAGCUGUGGGUCGUGACCGAAAGAACGAGAUCCCGGAUACAAGCGGCCGAAAUGAGUUUCUUCCACAGGGUGUCCGGGCUUUCCCUUAAGAGAUAGGGUGAGAAGCUCGGUCAUCCGGGAGGAUCUCAGAGUAGAGCCGCUGCUCCUCCACACGAGAGGAGCCAGAUGAGGUGGCUGGGGCAUCUGAUUCAGAUGCCUC
Molecule: messenger RNA, 1892 nt
Organism: Phycodurus eques (leafy seadragon)
Lineage: Eukaryota; Metazoa; Chordata; Actinopteri; Syngnathiformes; Syngnathidae
Product: gastrula zinc finger protein XlCGF8.2DB-like
Exons: 3
Coding region: 292-726 (144 amino acids)
Biological process (GO): regulation of immune system process; regulation of cytokine production; negative regulation of transcription by RNA polymerase II
Source: RefSeq, a predicted model, not a curated record